AUGCAGUGCAAAGCUCUUUUGACCAUCGCUUUUGCAGUGGCUGUUGCCGCUCUACCUCCAAGCGGACAUCAAGCUGAACAGAGUAACCAGAUCUCCAUUAAGGAGGCCAAGGAUCAGUGCCCAGGGGGUGAAGUUGCUUGCUGCAUCAAUAAUGAAGAAAUCAAUGGUGAUGGUGUUCUGGGCAACCUUUUGCAAAAGGGUCUUCUUUUGAACAAUGUUCUGGGUACUCAGGACUCAGCUUGUGCAAAGACAAGCUUGAUUGAGAACCUCAACUUGCUCGGCUUUACUCAGGAAGGUAGCGACGGUCCCUCCUGCUCGGCAUCAACCGCUUGCUGCUCUGGUGACGACUGCAAGGUUCUCUAA
Talaromyces proteolyticus is the source of this 363-nucleotide messenger RNA. RefSeq lists its product as uncharacterized. The transcript has 3 exons. NCBI's taxonomy places the organism in Eukaryota, Fungi, Ascomycota, Eurotiomycetes, Eurotiales, Trichocomaceae. The coding region runs from base 1 to 363 and encodes 120 amino acids. The record is from RefSeq and is a predicted model, not a curated record.